Messenger RNA from Suillus paluster, 1128 nucleotides. RefSeq lists its product as uncharacterized. The transcript has a single exon. Lineage: Eukaryota; Fungi; Basidiomycota; Agaricomycetes; Boletales; Suillaceae. The record is from RefSeq and is a predicted model, not a curated record. Bases 347 to 1021 code for a protein of 224 amino acids.
CUUUGCUUGCUUGUGGCGUCUUCCAAAAUACGCCAGCCUUACCACGCAGUUUUACAACACUCGUGGCAUCUGACGCCUAAAUGCUGCCAGCUGCGUCUGCGCUGUUUGACCAACGCUUCAUCACCAGCGCGGUCGCAAGCCCAGCGCAGUCCUUCGUAGUGUCGCCUGACCUCUAUCGCAGAUCUGCAUCCACCCUUCUAUUGGGUAUCAUAGGCUCAGUGCUUAUGUCUCGCCGUUUUCAUCCAGUAUACACUGAUCACAGAAAUAUUGUGCAUGUUCUAUACGAUGUCCUACCCACAGCGCUACCUCAUACGUGGGCAGCUACACACGCCCGUUCACUUUACCGAUGGCUUUGCGACUCCUCUUCAGCUACGCCGCGAGUGCGCUAGACACCCGCACAUACAGGUAUGGCAACAACGCGCACGCGGACACUUCGGCCACCGCAGCGCAGCGCACACUGUUGCCCCCGACGCCAGCUCCGUUAGUCACGCUCUCAAUGAUAAUUAUGAUACGCAUGCCUACAUCGAGUCCAACGUUUCAACUUGUGUAUUACGUGCUUUGGAACGUGCUGACUACUUCCGGACUAUUGCCCUGCACAAACUCUAACACUAGCACUUUACGACAGCCAUCUCCUGCCGAAUCCCCGUAUACACGGACUUCUAGUUCAUUCUCUGCUGUCGUGCAGCUUUAUGCCCGUUCUUCGCAGUUUGACACGCGUGAGGGUACAUAUGGCAUCGCCGUUUCGGUGAUUCACCAAGCCUGUGUCAUUUCGAGGCUAUUGAAAGCGCUCAUCGCAUUUCCCGGCCUUUGCGGCUAUCCGUCGUGCGCAGCUCCGGGAAACUACUCCUAUCAUGGAGGUCUUUGGCUCGGCUGCGGAGCGAUUAUUUUCAGACGACGAGGGGCUUUGGCCACAACAUUAUACCCGUUUUUAUAUGGGUGUCUCACCCCCACUCUCGGGCACUUUCUCAUCAGACAAUGUAGGCAUUUUAUUCCCGCGUCUGUGGAUAGCAGUGGAAUCUAGAUUGUUCUCCAGAGUAGCGCAGGUAUGGUACGUGCAUGGUAUUCGUCCGAUACAGGACAUAUUUGGGGUGAAUAUAAGCGCCGUGUUCGAGCGCAGUCUGCUCUUGC